Molecule: messenger RNA, 963 nt
Organism: Xenopus tropicalis (tropical clawed frog)
Lineage: Eukaryota; Metazoa; Chordata; Amphibia; Anura; Pipidae
Product: putative gustatory receptor clone PTE03
Exons: 1
Coding region: 1-963 (320 amino acids)
Biological process (GO): G protein-coupled receptor signaling pathway; signal transduction
Cellular component (GO): plasma membrane; membrane
Molecular function (GO): olfactory receptor activity; G protein-coupled receptor activity
Source: RefSeq, a predicted model, not a curated record
AUGCUUAAUUCCACGUAUUCGCACCCUUCUGAGCUGACACUCACAUUUGUGGAAAUGGCUGGAAUUAAAUACGCCUACAGCACAUUAAUAUUCCUUUGCUUCGCCGUUAUAGUCGCGUCCAACUGCGCAGUGGUCAGUACCAUAGUGGCGCACAGGAGUCUGCACGAGCCCAUGUACAUUCUCAUUGCCGCUCUGUCUGUUAAUGGACUCUAUGGAAGCGCUGCUUUUUUCCCCAAUUUAUUUAUCAACCUCCUGUCCAAGUCCCACACCAUUCCCUAUGUUGCGUGUAUAAUACAGAUGUUCGGGCUCCAUACGUACGUAGGCUGCGAGAUGGCCAUUUUGGCGGUUAUGGCGUAUGACCGCUACGUGUGUAUCUGUAUCCCAUUGAGAUACAACAGCCUCAUGUCCUUAUACACGGUGCUCAGACUCAUUGCUGCCGCUUGGGUUUAUGCCGUCGUACAAUUUACUGUACAGCUGGUUCUGACGGUCCGGUUGCCAUUGUGCGGCUCGGUGGUGCAGAAGUUCUACUGUGACAACUGGUCAGUAGUGAAACUCUCGUGCGUUGAUACCACAGCGAAUAACAUCUACGGACUCUUUAUCACGGCAGUUAUACUCGGGUUGAUACCAGGAACUGUUCUAAUCUCAUAUCUGCGGAUAUUGAGGGUUUGUGUGCGGUCCUCCAGCACCCACAGAUCCAAAGCCUUGCAGACCUGCACCCCCCAUAUGAUGUCCCUCACCUAUUUCAUACUGGACCUGAUCUCCGAAGCCCUUCUGAAUCGCUCUCCGGCCAAUGUUCUGCCCAUCGAGCUGAGAGUUCUCAUAUCGGUGCAAGUCUUUGUUAUUGCCCCGUUCCUAAACCCCCUGAUAUACGGUCUGAAACUGAAGGAGAUACGAGUGAAAGCCAAACACAUGUUUUGUAAAGUGAAAAUUUUUGGGGUGGAUGGAAAAAUAGGGGCACAAUGA